AGAAAGAUGACUAAGACCUGUCUGAAGUCUAUUCUGUGGUCACCAUUAAUAGACAAUAUUACUUGUUUGUCUUUGUGUAUCUGUGCUGUGUCAAUUUCAGUCGUAAAAAAUAUUAUAGUGUGUGAAUUUUUUUGCACUUAUCUACUACUACUUUUAUUUGAAACCAUUAUAACGAUUACCUUGUGAUUUAACGAGAACAUUAAUUUAAAUCUAAAUAUUGGGUAGUAUUAUUGAAGAAUGGAUUGCCUUGUGGGAUACGGUAGCGACGAUGAGAAUGAGUCCGAACGCUAUGGAAGCCAACAACCAUUGGUGGCAGCGGGAGGCUCUGGCGCCCGCCGCAGGGACGACGAUACCAACUACGAUGACGUCAACAUGGACAUGAGCGAGGAUUCCCAGGACGAGUCAGAGCCCGAGCUGCCGCAGGCUGAGCCAACGCCACAUCCGCAUUCAUCACGCGAAGAACGGCCGUCCAAUGACAACCGGGAUCGUGAACGCGAAAGGGAUCGCGAUCGUGACCGCGGUGACCGUGAGUUCGAUCGGCGUGACAGACGUCGCGAGUCUCCCGCCCGACCGCGCGACAGGGAACGCUCCGACAGGCGCUCUCCGCGCAGGGAUGAUAAAUACAGGUCAGAUCGCGAGCGUGACCGCGGACGCCCGAACGAUGGCAUCCGUCGCGGUCUUCUGGGUGAUCGGCCGGAUGACCGGGAGAAAGUUCCUUCCCUGCUGGACGUGAAACCUUACGGCUGUGAAAUCCCACCGCCGGUGGACAGAAGAUCUCAUGACGCUAGAGAUGCUGUGUCUCCUAGAUUCAUAGACCGCGAGCGCCGCGAUAAAGAAAGAGACAGAGAACGCGAGCGUGACAGAGAUCGCCAUAGCAGGCGUUCAGAGGAAAGACGGUCUUCAAGCCACAGACACGACCGUCGCGAUCGUUCUCGCUCGUCGUCCCGCGGUGCUCAGUACGGACCCGGACACUCCUCAGACCGACGCUCAUCCCCACCUGGAGGAGAUUACAGACCUUCCUCCUACAAAGUCAACAGAAAACUUGAAGUCAUGGAGAAGAUGGGUCUUCAAAUCAAAACGCCCGAUGGGUCAAUGGCGACAGCUCAACAAUUGCGCGCGGCCGCCAGCGAAGUCCCGACCCAAGGGUCCCACCUUCCGUCAUACUACAACCCUACUGCUGUCAAUGCUAAUAAAAUUAUGGAUCAGGUACAAAAACGCAAGCUAUUGUGGUCAAAUAAAAACAAAUCCGAAGCUGAAGAGGCUGCCAAGUGGAGUGGAACAAGAUUCGCACAGGACUCUGAUGGCAAACAGGUGUCCAAGUUCAUGAGGCUCAUGGGAAUCAAGGAACCAGCUGCCGUUAAGAACGAGGCUCCAGAAAAAGCAGUCGAUCCGAUCAAAAAGCAAGAAGAACUCUUCCAAGCAAUGCAAGCUCAGUAUGAAGUUGCUCGAGCUACCACACACACCAUGCGGGGAGUGGGACUGGGCUUCCAACGGGGACAGUACUAGCGCCAGUGUAUGCCUAGCGGCGUUUACAUUGCGAACAGAUAACGAUAGUGCUUGCCUAGUGAGACAUACGUUGGUAUAUUUGGCCUCAGGCUAUGUCCCAAUGGGAGCUAAUGUUUUUAUGUACACCAUAAAUAUGGCACUAGUGUUGACCUUACGCCUUUUCUUCCAAUAGGGAAUAGGCUAGUCUCACGCCUUUAGACGUGUUAACAAACUCCUUGCUUAGUUCAGAUAAAAAACAAUAGCCCUUAUUGCCCAAAAGGGGUGGACAUAGUACUUAUAUACAGUACACUCAAUAUGUAAGCACCUAAUUGGUGUUAUACAAAGAAUUGUUAAUUAGAUGCCAAGAUAUAAGUUAAUGUAUUGUGUGUUUGUAAGGCUAUGUCAUCCUCAGCCUGGCACAUCAGUUGUGUGAUAAGUGACUUCAUAUAGCUUGCUUUCACAUUUCGUAAGUGUAAGCUACUACAUAUAUAAUUUCUUCGGGUUCUAUCUUAUUUUGUGCGUGUUUUGGGCCAUUUUUUGUCAACCAAUUUGGUACAAAUGUAUAUAAAUACUGCCACUAUUGUUUGUACUAGCUAUGAUUGAAGUAUUACAAAAAUAUUCUAUCAUUUGUUGAUCUAUUGAUCUUAUGAAUUUGAAACUUAUGGUGUAUCAUACUAAAGUAUGGUAAUGGAUAGAGGAAAGGAUUUGACGAUUAAUGGAUAGUGUUGUAGCCUUUAUAAUAUUAGGUAUGAAGCACUAAG
This is a messenger RNA of Spodoptera exigua (beet armyworm), 2246 nucleotides long. The record is from the annotation of a GenBank genome assembly. NCBI's taxonomy places the organism in Eukaryota, Metazoa, Arthropoda, Insecta, Lepidoptera, Noctuidae.